Messenger RNA from Gopherus flavomarginatus (Mexican gopher tortoise), 3094 nucleotides. RefSeq names its product zinc finger protein 501-like. The transcript has 4 exons. The coding region runs from base 194 to 1465 and encodes 423 amino acids. Gene Ontology annotation, biological process: regulation of transcription by RNA polymerase II. Gene Ontology annotation, molecular function: DNA-binding transcription factor activity; RNA polymerase II cis-regulatory region sequence-specific DNA binding. Lineage: Eukaryota; Metazoa; Chordata; Testudines; Testudinidae. The record is from RefSeq and is a predicted model, not a curated record.
AUGUAUUGCAGGGCAGGCGGGGAUUUAAUUCAGCAAGGACCUUCCUGUUGCCUGGAUCCUGGUGGUGCCUGAGCUCUGCUGCCUGCAUCCUCCAGCUCCGGUCGGGACGCCCCUCUGCCCGGGGAGCCCAAGACACUCAAGCAUCCCCCAGCAGGAGCGGUUGUGUGAUCCUAAUCCUGACACCAUCUCUCACAUGGAAUGCAAGAAAGAACCCUGUGUCCCGGACCCCAGCGAAUGGCUGAAUCAAAGAGAUGCCUGCAAAGCAGAUCAACAGAUCCUGAGCCAAAUUAAAGAGGAGACCCCACUGCAGGAGGGCGCUGGGAAAGCAGAGUCGUGCGAGGCGUCAGCAGAGAGAGCUGGAGGGGACGUCUCACAGCAGAUCCAGCCUGGGACAGGGGGAAACCCUGUGGAGCACGAUCACCCUACCUCCACCACCCGACUGAGGGCCAGGCGACCCAGACGGGCUGUCACCCAGCAGAGUCGGCGGGCGGCUGGGGAAAACCUCACUGAGCGGGAUGUCCUAGACCCACCGGCAUCCCGGCGUCCCAGCACCUGCACCGCCUGCGGGAAAACCUUCAGGCUGAGCUCGAGCUUGCUGCGUCACCGUUGCAUCCCGCUGGGUCAGAAGCCUUACCGGUGUGAUGAAUGCGGCAAGGCCUUUGCCCAGAGCCAGAACUUCCUGGCCCACCAGCGGGUCCACACGGGCGAGCGUCCCUUCCUCUGCACCCAGUGUGGGAAGAGCUUCUCCCAGAGCCAGAACCUGCGCACCCACUGGAAGAUCCACGGGGGCCAGCGGCCCCACCAGUGCCCCGAGUGCGGGAAGAGGUUCAACAAGACCUGCAACCUCCUCAAACACCGCAGAGGCCACCAGGGCCACAAACCUUUCCGGUGCGCCCAGUGCGGCAAAGGCUUCGCGGAGAGCUCCUCCCUGAUCCGCCACCAGCGCACCCACACCGGCGAGCGGCCCUUCCGCUGCCUGGACUGUGGCCACGCUUUCACCCAGAGAUCCAACCUCGUCAAGCACCAGCGCGCUCACACCGGCGAGCGGCCCUACCGCUGCGAGCAGUGCGGCAAAACCUUCGGCAAGAGCUGCUCCGUCAUCCUGCACCAGCGCAUCCACACCGGCGAGCGGCCCUACCGCUGCGAGGAGUGCGGCAGGCGCUUCAGUCAGCAGGGCCACCUGGCUGCCCACUGCCGCAUCCACACCGGCGAGAAGCCCUUCGCCUGCAUCGAGUGCGGCAGCAUCUUCAGCCAGAGCGCCACGCUGAUCCGGCACCGCCGCCUGCACCAGCGGGAGAGGGAGCAGGCAGGGCAGGCGCCGCGGUCGGGAGAAGAUGGGGGUUCGGAGAAGGAGGCACCGGGCAAGAGCAGUGCCCGGCGGGGGAGCGCGCGGCCGGGGAGCACCAAUACGGCUACUCCGGCCUGUGACAUACCUUGGGCUGCGGAAACAGAGUCGCAGAUGUAAAGACCAUGUAACCUCCCAGUUACCCCUAGAAGGCACCAGCCCACACUUUGAGUGUGGGUUAAAUCAGCUUCUCUUCUAAUGAUUGAUUUAAAGCAGCAGGCCACAGGGACUUAAACAGAAAGACUGUGUUAGGUAAUAUUCCUGGCAUUAAAAAAAAAAAAAAUCAACUACAGGGCUGGACUGACUGAUCGCCCAACACCUCUGCAAGCUGCUGCCACCUGCAGAGAUGGCGGAGGCGAGGGGUGAAAAGCAAAGGAAACAGACCCAGCGUGAAAACUGGCCCAGUUCUUCGUCUUUCCUCUUGCAUGCGUGGGUCUGCGGUGUGGCACUAAGAGAGGAGGGUUACGGGGCAGCACCAUGACACCCCCAGUGGGGUCGUCAUCGGGGCUGGGAUCCAGCAUCCUGAUGUUAAAUGGGCCGGUGUCUGCUCCCGAGCGUAGCUGGCCCUGCCGCUAACUGGAGACGCAGCCGCACUGCCUGCCAGGGUGGGCUGCGACAGGGAUCACAGACGGCGUUUCAUUUACUGACCAAAUGAGCUGCAGUUUUGGCCGCCCAAUCAGCUGUGCCCCAGAAAGCUACCGGCCGCCCCAGCUUUUAAGCUAAUAAAACACGUCCAAUUAUCACCAACCAGACCCUGUUUAUUUGAUUGACAUAACCGGUCUCUGCUUUUCUACUGCCCCUCCCCCUGCUCCCCAGACAGAGCAGUAACGGUGGGGGCCUGCCUGGGCGCAGCACGUUGCCCAUGGCAUUGCAUUAAUUCUGUUCAUGUCACAGGGAUGGUCAGGGGGACAGCACCUGCUCCCAGCUCAACCUCCAGAGUUGCUGCAGGGGAAACAGCAGGAUCCUUAGCUACCCCUCCACGGGCACGCUUCACUCACCUCUUUAAAAAUCCCAGGGUCCAGAUUGGGGCAAACAUUGGAAAUUCCUAAUCAAAUACAAAUUUCUUAGGGGCACUGGUUGGAUGCCAUUGGCAACAGCCACCCUUUGAACCCACUGAUCUGAGCCAGGUGCGGCACGCCUGGCUUUUGUGGCCUGUCGUGCUGGCAGAUUGCAGUAGGUUUUAAGUGGAACGCUCACUUUUAAGGCUGUCCCAUGGCGGGAAGCAGCUAAACCAGAUCUGCAGCCUGUAAAGGGUUAAUUGGGCUGGGGAACUUGGAAUAAGGUGUGUCAUAAACAGAUGUUAAGGGUUAAUGUCUCUCUUACCUGUAAAGGGUUAACAAACAGGGACCCCAAACACCUGACCAGAGGACCAAUCAGAAGACAAGAUACUUUCAAAUCUCAUGGGAGGGAAGCCUUUGUUUGUGGGGUUUGGGUUUGGCUUUGGCUUUGUUCUCUCUGGGUCCUGGAUGGGACUAGAGGUGUAACCAGGUUUCUGCCAAUCUCCCUGCUACAGUCUCUUAUCUAUUCAGAAUUGUAAGUAAGAAAAGGCGGUCAUAGUCUUUUUAAUUUGUUUUUUUUUUCAUUUACAUAUGUGUACCUGCCGGAAGUAGCUUAAAUUGUGUUUCUGCUGGAGAAAGUUUCUUUCUAUUGUGUAUAAGUUGAAAGACCCUGUAACUUUUUACCAUCUAAAGUGCAGAGAUAAACCUUUUACUUUUUCUUUCUUUUUUUAUUAAAAGUUUUGAUUUUUAA